This is a messenger RNA of Arachis stenosperma, 2333 nucleotides long. RefSeq lists its product as uncharacterized. The record is from RefSeq and is a predicted model, not a curated record. The coding region runs from base 590 to 1246 and encodes 218 amino acids. NCBI's taxonomy places the organism in Eukaryota, Viridiplantae, Streptophyta, Magnoliopsida, Fabales, Fabaceae. The transcript is spliced from 3 exons.
UCACAAAACAACACCCUAGCCAUCUACCCUCCACCACCGCCGCGAGGAGUGGGUCACUGCCGCCGUCCGUCGCGCUCAACCGCUUCCCUCUUCGUCCUGUCCGCGUGAUCCAAGUUUCCUACUUGUGUUCGCUCUCACCGAUCGCAGCUUCUUCCUCGAGCUCAGCGUCCGCUGCACAGCCGCUGUUCCUCCGUCGCAGGUCGUCUCGGGUGGUUCUUCCGUCCAGCCCUCCUCUGCUCCAGUUCCCCCGCGCUCCACCCUCUGCUCCAGUUCGGCCGUGCUCCACCCUCCUCGGCUCUAGUUCCACCGUACUCCACCCUCCUCGGCUCUAGUUCCGCGCUCCAGCCCUUCUCUUCUCCAGUUCGGCGGCACUCCGGGCCACCUCUUCUCCAGUUUUGCCAAGUCCACCUCUUCUUCUCCGUCCCUCACCUCUGUGCUAAGGCGGAAUAUUUGGGAUGCUGAACUAGGAAGGCGUGGCAAGCAGAUAUUUGGAGCCGGGGAACCAAAAACUGGUGGUUUCCCCUGUCUCCGUCCUCGUUUCCACCGCAAUUCAGGUUCCCCCUUCAUCCUCAUCAAAACGAAAAAGAGAAUGAAUCUUUUAAUCCCCAAUAUCCCACAGCAGAUCUCAUUCUCCAAAUCAGUGUCACUGUCACUCUCAGUGUCAGUGACCCACUCCCCAGCCCCCGUGCGCCCUCGGUUUCCCGCCAUAAUCCGAAUGGGCGGGGGACCGAGGACGUACCCGGGCGGGGUCUCCAAGUGGCAGUGGAAGCGCAUGCAGGCCAAGAAGGCCAAGCAGCUCCUCAAAGCCCGCCUCUCCCGCGAGCGUCACAUUUAUGAGAUGCGCAAGCUGGCCGAGCUCCGGGCUGCCGUCUCCGACCUCGAGAGACCCUGGGAGCCGGUCCAGCAGGCCCCCGCCUUGUUCUCUGUGCGGGCCGACGAGCAGGUCAAGGUCCUCGCCGACAGGUUCCAAAGACCUGGUGGGUUUGACCUCUGGAGCGAGAAGGACGGGCCUCAGUUGUUUGAAACUCCUGAUGAGUUGCCAUCUGCAAGGUUCUUCCCCAAAGGGGUUGUUCAUAGUAUCAGGCCUUAUAGGAGGAUUGAUGCUGAUGAGUUGCUGGGGAAGGGUAGCGGGGUUAGUGAUCAUAGAGAUGGAGAGGAUUCUUCUUCUGCUGCAAGGUUUUUAUCUGAGGGUCUGGCCGUCUGGCUGAUGAGUCUGAUGAUCAGGAGUGUUCUUCAGCUUUGUUGAGCUCUUCAGAGAAUAAUGGGGUGAGUGUUGAUGGUGGAUUGAAGAAUAAUGGGAGGAAUGGACAGAGGCUUUUGUCUGAGCAUGUUGACAAUGAAGGGUUUUCUUCUUCUCCUUUGGAUUAUGGGAGGAAGGGAGUGAAUUCUGGCAGCCAAAUGAGGAAGAAUAGGAAUGGAAGCAGGCUUAUGUCAGAGGGUGGCCGUGAUGGGUUUGAUAACGAAGUGUGUUCUUCUUCUUCUCCUUUGAGUUAUGGAAGAAGUGGUGGGAAUUAUGAUGGUAGAAUGAGAAGGAAUACGAAUGGAAGGAGGCCUUUUUCAAAGGAUGAUGAUUAUGGAUCUGAUGAUGGAGAGUAUUCCUUUUCUCCUUUCAAUUCUGAGAGGAAUGGAGUUGACGGCAGAAUGAGGAAGAAUGGGAAUGGAAGGAGGUUUCCAUCAAGGGAUGUUAGUGGGUCUGAUGAUGGAGAGUAUCCCUCUUCUCCUUUCAGUUCUGAGAGGAAUGGAGGGACUGUUGAUGGCAGAAUGAGGAAGAAUGGGAAUGGAAGGAGGUUGGCGUCCAGGGAUGUUAAUGGGUCUAAUGGGUCUUACUCUGGUCGAGUUGGCUCUGGUAUGAGGCAGGGUCGGGGUAAUCCUAGCGCCAACAGAAGAGGUAGUGCCAACAGAAGAGGUGGAACAUACAGUAGCAGAAAUUCAAGCUAUGAUUCGCCAAGAGUCAGAGAUGCUAAUUCUGAAGUUUAUGAUAUGGAUUUGCAACAGGAUGGAAGUUACGGGUUCCCCAGGAAGAGUGAGCAAUCUGAAUCUAGAAAUUGUUAAUGGUUUGAACACUCAGUCAAUCAAGGCAUUGUAGAGGAUGAAUGGAGUGCUGCUAUUGGCAAAAUGUUUCUUGAGGAAGGUGACAGAUGCAGAAAAUGUAUUGCCAUUUUGGUAGGCCUUUCUAGUCAGCUUAAUUCCUCAGAAUUUAUUGAUUCCAUGAAAACAACAAUGUCUUGUCUGAAUAUGCGGCAAGUUGAAUUUGCACAAGGACCUGUCAAAUACCAUAUUAUUUUGUAUAUAUUACAUUUGAGUCUUGAAAGAAACAUUACUCGUUAUAGCUA